This is a messenger RNA of Fomitopsis serialis, 2547 nucleotides long. RefSeq lists its product as uncharacterized. The transcript has 10 exons. Bases 1 to 2547 code for a protein of 848 amino acids. The record is from RefSeq and is a predicted model, not a curated record. NCBI's taxonomy places the organism in Eukaryota, Fungi, Basidiomycota, Agaricomycetes, Polyporales, Fomitopsidaceae.
AUGCCCUCGAUACGCUACAUUCACGGUCGUCGUCCCCACAUUGCCACUGGCAGUGUGGACUCCAGUUCAGACGACAGUCACUUCAUUGACUACGCCCACCCUGCCAGCCAACACUCAAAGGAUCUGCCUACCCUCUUCGACCAAGACAUCUGGCAAGGAGAUACGGAUACGGAUACGUAUACGCAAGUCGCUCCUUUCCCCUCCUCACCGCCCUCCUCUGCGAGCGGGGCCUCUGCGAGCGGUGCCACGCUCUCCUCCCCAGUGCUUGAACCGCGCUACAAGGACAUACAAGAUCAGCGCGACUCCGUUCGGUUGUGGGACCUCGCCGAUAAAAUCUUCGGUGAUUUGUUGGACUCAAUUGACUUCCCGCUCAUCUACGACCGUCACAUCCGCCGCCACCACAUAACAGAGCAAGACUGGCAAGAAACGAAGACGUACCUCGAACAACACACGUAUAUUGUACACUCCCUUUCGUUCUUUUACGAUCCGGUCAUGGCUACGCUCGACAUUUAUUCUCCCACGAGUUUGCACCAAAUUGUGAACGACUCGAUGGUGAACCGCUACACCGAAUCGGUCCAAGUCAAACAGCAUCAAGCUAUAUCGAUAGACGGGGCUCGAGGACUCAUAACCGACAACAUAGGGCAUACGCCCGACUCGGUGCUUUCGAUAUCCACCACUCGGCGCCUUCCAGACGGCGAUCUGAUCUACGUCGCGCGGGACACGGGUGUCACGGAGACAUCGUUCACCCAGAGUGUCGAUGACAUGGUGGGCCAGAUGGGUGUCUCCAUGGGCGUUAGCGAUCGACCGAUCCCCCUCCUAUUCACCGGCAUUAACAUCGACACCGAAGACUUCAUAGAGCCCGACGCUGAACAUGCGGCCCCCGACUCUGGCGGAUUCAUCAAGGGGGGCGGCGCGGCGAACGACGUCAUAUCCACCGGCUGGAAGCGCGGGGACCGAGUGCUCAUCAAGAGGGUAAAGGCACAGUGGUUUAUGUUCUUACCGGAGGAACGUGAGGACGUGGCGCGAUGUCUGAAAGAGUACCACAACGCGAGAGAUUGGGUAGUAUGGAAGUACGGCGUGCCCAUCCAGCAUCAUUACGAAGCGGGUUCAGAGGCGUUCAUAGCCCACGAUCAUGCGCUACGCAGGUACCGAGAGGCCAUCAUCAGAAUUCGCGCAGUCGCGCACAACCAGCGAGUUCUAGCCAUCCUUAUGGAGGCAGAACAGACGCGGGACAAGAGCGUUUUGAAUGAGCUGAAAGAAUCCGACGUUGCGGACGACCUCACCUUCGAUGAUCCACCGAUUCCUGAUCCCAUCCCGUCGUUUAUUCGAGACAUCCAGGUCGGCGUGCGACAGAAAGCUCAAGAUGAUUGGAGCAGGCACACCUACCGCGUGGAGACCAACAAUGCGGCCACGCUCAACGACGCAGAGGAGCGUUCGCAGUAUCGGCGGGUCAUGGAGACCCUCAAGCGCGUGCUCGACGACGAUGUGGCUGACGGGGAUGAGCAAGCCCUCGCGGACUUCAGGAAGAGGCAGCGCUUCAACACGCCGUCGCCGCCGCCGCCUCCAAAGCCGCGGCAGCCUCCCCGAUUGAAAGUUGAAGACUUCCCGGAGGAGGAGUUGUCGAGCUCUGAGCCCAGCGGCAGUGGCAGCUCUGCGAAGAGCUCGUUUGAGCAGCCGCGUGGCAUGGCGGAUGCUAAUGAGGUUGCCAAGAGAACAUUCCUAGAUUGGAUUUCUCAAGGCAGCAAGUUUGCCUUUGCGGCGGGAGGAGGCUCAGUGUACAUGCUCAUCCUGAUCGCCGUGCAGAACCUCAGAGUUCCUUUAGGAGCGGUGGAUGGCCAUUCAGCCCAGGAAAUAGGCAAUAUGCUGCGAUGGCCUGAUGACUCGCGAGCGGGACAUCUAGUGAAGGAGAUCAUCAUCCCUUCCAUAUCUAACUUGCACAGGCACUAUCCAACCAUGCUGGACGACCUUUUCCCUGUAUCCACCGUCAGAAUAGGAAGUCUUGAGGAGAAUGACGCAUAUUUUGAUGGUCUCAAAUCCAACACGUUCAGCCUUGUUCCGAGGCUGAAGAGCGUGUGGCAGUCGUAUGGCCAAGGCGUUUUGCGAGCUGCCUCUCCUAUUCAGCAACCAUCUCGACUGUCGCCACUAUCACAGUCCCUGAAUCCUCUAUCUCUAUCACCAUUGACCCCAGUAAUGACAUUGUCGCAGCUAUCGUCGCAGCUAUCGUCACCGCUAUCGUCGCAGCUAUCGUCACCGCUAUCAUCGCCGCACUGGUUGCCUCAUUCUUCGCCUCAGUCAACUUUCGAAGCGACGGUGCCGACGCCGCCUAUCCCUGUCAUCAUCACGUCUUAUGACCCUGAAAAGAAGAACAACCUACGAUACCCGGCUCCUCGUGACAAAGCCCAAAACAUUGCCUGGACAGAGACAGCUCGUUCAUGGGCUCGUAAAGCAAUCGUGCCCGUCAGUAUUGAAGACCUUCAGUCUCAGCUUCAGGAACGUACAAGGAUGGGGAGAGAAUUAGCCAAGAUGCAUUUGUUCGUGUUCCCAUGA